Messenger RNA from Penaeus chinensis, 1641 nucleotides. RefSeq names its product phosphatidylinositol glycan anchor biosynthesis class U protein-like (gene PIG-U). The transcript is spliced from 9 exons. Gene Ontology annotation, biological process: protein localization to cell surface; attachment of GPI anchor to protein. Gene Ontology annotation, cellular component: membrane; GPI-anchor transamidase complex. Bases 220 to 1509 code for a protein of 429 amino acids. Lineage: Eukaryota; Metazoa; Arthropoda; Malacostraca; Decapoda; Penaeidae. The record is from RefSeq and is a predicted model, not a curated record.
ACGCCACUGGAAUAUAAACAAACUGGCAUUAUUAUCAUUACUAUUAUUACCAUUUCACUCAAUCCUUCUCCAAAAAACAGAACACUACGCCGAGUGGAAAGCAAGAAAGGGUACCCCACGAGCGCAGAAAUACGGAUAUAUGUCCUAAAAGCCUAAGAUAAAGGCCAGAGUCGAAGUUGCCGGGAGACCAGACUCCAGCGGUGUGUGACAAGAAGUAAAAUGAUAAAUGGGAUAUGGUUAAUGUAUUUAGUCGGAGCUGGCAUAAGGCUCUGGCUAAUGAACACACCAUGGGCUGAGUGCAUAGCGAAGCGUGUAGAACUCUCAACGCCUCUCAACUCUUGGAAAAGAGUGGAGGAGGGCGUGUUUCUUCACAGCCAAGACAUAGCUGUCUACAGUGGGGGGGUCUUCCAUGAAACUCCCUUUUGCCUUCUGUUUGGGGGCUUCCUCAUCAGAUCAUGGCAGAAUUACUUACACCUGAUAUUUGUCGGCUGUGAUCUAUUAACUGCAGCUCUUCUAGCCUCUGUUGCAUCAUCGUACAGCAGGCAACUGCUCCUACAGCAGAAGAAUGCGGUGUCGCAGUUUGCCUCUGACUCUUCGCACUUGCUCCUGACAUCCUCUGCCCUAGGGACGGGUGUGGUGUAUGUGGCAGCUGCAUAUCUCUUCUGCCCAUACACCAUAGCCUCCUGUGUUGCUCAGACCACCUCUGUUUUCGCAAACCUCGUAAUUGCCGCUGCGUUUGCGUCCAUGGUGAAAGGAUAUCCAGUGAUAUUUGGCACUCUUGUUGCUCUCGUGGCUUACCAGUCCUUCUACCCUAUAUGCCUGAUGGUGCCUGGGAUACUCUUCUUCAUGCAGAAUGACAGUCACAAUCUGAAGGCAGCCUUGUUGAAGCCUCUCCUGUCAUUCUUGGUGUCUCUGGGGCUGUUGAUGGUGAUCUCCGCAGAGAUUGCAGGAGGAUGGGAGUUCCUCGAAGCUACGUAUGGGUUCAUCCUGGCAGCACCAGACCUCACGCCAAACAUCGGACUCUUCUGGUACUUCUUCACCGAGAUGUUCGAACACUUCCGGCUUUUCUUCCUGGCAACCUUCCAGAUCAACGCCUUUGUCUACGUACUCCCCCUAGCAAUACGGUUAAGGAAGGACCCUGUGCUCCUGGCUACUGCUCUGCUAGCAUUCACAGCUGUCUUCAGGAGUUAUCCAGCUUUGGGGGAUGUGGGUAUCUACCUCUCCCUCCUGCCCAUGUGGAAGCACUUGUACCCUUUUAUGCGUCAGACAUUCAUCGUUGGCUGUAUGUUUGUUGCCACUUCUGUCUUAGGCCCCAUCAUGUAUAACCUUUGGAUCUUCAGUGGUUCUGCGAAUGCAAAUUUCUACUUUGCCGUCACUUUAGCUUUCAAUACUGCACAGAUAUUCCUGGUGACGGACCUGCUGUUUGCCCAUGUCAAGAGAGAGUACCACCUCAUACAUGGCUCAAAGAUGGAGGUUGAUGAAGUUCCAGCCAGGCUUAUUCUACAGUAAAAUCUUCCCCUCGAUGCUUUUACUUUUGUAUUUCAUGACAUAAUCUUCAAUAUUUUGCUAUUGACCAAUCCUUUUUUUAUAAAGAUGAGUUGUGUGUUGGAUGGACCUCAUAGCAUUCAUUUGACCAUCUUU